UUAUUUAAAAUCAUUGUUAAAUUGGAAAUUAGAAACAAUUUGAAUUGUAAAAUUCGUUCCAAUUUGAAUAGCUUCAAACAUGGAUUUUGCCUGUAACAUGGCAUUCAUAAGAUCGAACAUUGCCUGUUGCAGAAAAGAAAGUUUACCUGUCGUAUUAGGCCCCAAGCAGUUGACAUUAGAAAAAAUAUUUUCGGUAGCAAUAUUAUCUGGGGUUACAGGUAUAUUUUUAUUUUCUACCAGUUUUGUUUACCCCCCAUGUUAACGAUCAUUUUCGAACUACCAACAUUAGGUGAACUAAUGUUCGAACGAACCUGUUACCUGUGCAUAUGUUAAACGGGUAUGCAACGGAGUGGUGGAAAAAUUUGCUGGUACAGCGGGGCUUGGAGAAUUAUGUUUUGAAGUUUGUUUUGAUUGGGAAACUGAAUUUUGUUUACCUUGCCUUGCCUUUUUUUUUUCAAAGGUGGCGGGGAAAUCUGCAAACAGACACCUGAGAAAAGAACUCAGGGUGUGGGGAUGAGACUUGGGGAGAGAUGCUGGGGUAGUUACACUCCCCCAGACACCUACUGGUCCCUGUCCCGACCCACUAAAACCCCUCCAGUCUCCAGCCCUGGUCUUCCCGGAACGACGGUUAAGUAUUACGUCGGGAAGUGACUUUUGUGCGUGAUGCACCCUCUUUACUCUCAUAACCUCCUAGCUAACUACCUGGAGACCACUGGCGUGUUUGUGAUUGACCCGCCACACACGUUGUAGCUCCAGGACAAUCUGGGAGGCGGCCGCACACUACUAUGAACUAUGAACUAUGAAAAAACUUUGUUACAGCUACAAGGGCCCACGCUACAAGAGGGUGUUAAGCAUAUAUUUUAAAACCAUUUAUAUGAGUAUACGUUUUAGUCGGAAAUUCUCAGCACAGCUUUAAGAGUGUCUGUACAGCUUAAUUGAGAACUUAAAUGACAUAAAAGCGAACUUAAGACGUCAUUCAAAGGAUCGCUUGGGAUUAUAAAAAAACUGCGUUUGUAGACAAUGACGAACACAAAAACAAAAAAUGUAAAUAUAAAUUAUAUCAACUGAAUCUUUGAAACAACUUAAAACCAUCAUGAAACCGUUUAAGUUCAACUCAUGUACAUACAAUAUUCUCUUACUACCAUGAAUAAAUAUCAUUUUUUUGGUAAUAUUGAGCUUAAAUGUGCAUGCCAAGAUAAUUUUUUGGUGAAUCUUGCUAUUAAACUACUAAAUAAAGCAAGCCCCUUGAUAACAAUGUGAAAUUACAUUUAAAUUUUUCUGAAAAAAAAAUGACCAAGCACCAAGCGAUAUGUCAUUGCAUCUUUUAAAUUAGUACUAAGUUUGAAUAUCAUCUACCACAAUCAGCAUUACGCCUCUUACAUUACGAAUUUCUGAAUAUCAGGUGAAUUUUAUGUAACAUUUCGAUUUUGGAAUAUAUCAUGGCGUACCGAGCAGCAACUCGGCGACUUACACAUUUCCUGAUAGUAAUGGAUUCUGCUGUGGUAAGUUCUUUAGGUCUCGCCUAAACUCUUUAAGCUCAAAAAGCUAUGCACUGGUUUUAUUACGGCCUCUUUAGAAUUCAUUUCCCUUCACGAUACCUUAACAAAACUGAAACCAGAAAUACUACUCUUAAUCUGCGCUAUAUGUCUCUGCUAAAAAAACUUAUAAAUUUUAUGGCAGCACGGCACCAGAUCAAAUACACUCAACAGCUUUUUUAUCUGAUGCUACUGUCACAAACAGCGUUGCCAGGUAUCCAGAUUUAGCUGGAUUAUCCAGAUUUUUGAACAUGUAUCCAGGUAAACAGAUUUGAUGUCCAAUUAUCCAGAUUUUUCAUGAAUGAUCCAGAUUUUAUCCAGAUUUUAUUUUCUCUGUUCCGCAAAAAGGUCAUCACUUCAAAUUUGGCGCGAAAUUUUGCAAUUUUGUCACCUUAAAUUUUACGUACCUCAAGACUUAUAUCCGAAGAAUUUAACUUUCACCCCACGAAAUGACUUCCAGAUUUUUUCCACAUUUUUUUUUUGCCUUUUCCAGAUUUUUAAAAAAAUGACCUGGCAACGCUGGUCACAAACGUAAACAAAAGUGUUCCGUCUGCAACUAAACGUGUUGAUUGAGCUUUCUACGUGAGAAAAUUAAAGAUGCCGUACAAGAUUGUGCAGACCAUCGAGGCUGGAGAGGCUUGCCUGAGUGUUGUUCCCAGUAAGUGGGAAGCAAACGGUAUACUAUACUGGCCGAAAAAACAUCUCGUAGCAAAGUUAUCACUGGAAGAGGAAUCUGCACCAACCGACAAGUGGGAAACAUUCAACUGCAUUAAGAAGCGAGAAUUUACAAGUCAUGCCGAAGCCUGCAAUGAAAUGCAAAAGAUGGAAGAAAAAUCGGAUACUGAAAUGGAAACGGAGAGUUUGCCAGUGCAAAAGGUACGCCGUCGUGCGGAUAAAAACAUAUAUUUUAAUAAACUAGAUUUCAAUGCCAUCGCCGAACAGCAAAGUGUCAAACAGAUAGCAGUGAACUCCUCUGAACCAGAAGUGUAUCUGGACACUGAGCAUGAGAUGUUUAUUAAUACAAACCAAGAGCAAAUGCAAUUGACGAAAGAGAGCCAAAGUAAUGACUCAACAUCUCAUAUAAUUUACGUCGAGCCUAGUAAUAUUAUUGGCAGUAUGGAACCAACCGAUUUGAUGGCAACUGUUAUCGCAAAUCAGAAUUUACUUCUUGGGAAUCAAAAUAGAAUUAUGCAAUCAUUGGCAAAAAUGAUUACACAGGUGGAGUAUCUUUUGCAAGCAUCCAAUGAAAGAGAAUUUCGUCAUGAUGAACACAUACAAAUUAACAUGGAAAACGGAUUCGAUCCUGUUAAUUCGCUAGAUGAUUUGGACAAGCUGGAGGAUUCUCUCAGACGACAACAUCAUGGAGAAGUAUAUUCGCAGCAUGAGUUUCGUUUGUGGAACGAGCAGAAAGUGCAAUGGGUUAGACUGUUGCUAUAAAUUGGUGGAUUACUUCUUUACCCGCCAAUUCUUGAUUUUAUGUUCCUGGACUGGAAGUUCCAGGAAACCAGUAAAGAAGAAUAACUCCGAUCUAGCCAGAUCUUCGCUUGAGGAUAAUGAUAAGAUUGCGUUAAAAUUUUACAAGAAAAUUCGUGCUCUUUUUCUCAAAUUGAUCGUAUCAGCAGACAGAGAUUUUUCGGAAAUCAACUGCGACAUGUUCUUCAAACGAACAAUGAAAAACAGCAAGCAAAGAGUUGUAGCCAAACAAGCCACCUCCAAACACAGAAAUCGGCCGAAAAAUUUACAUUAUAAAGUCAAGAAACCAGGUCAGAUUUUAGGAAAAGCCACUGAAGUAACAAAUACCAUCACCGAACAAAUUUGAAUCGUAUUAUUCUGUUUUUUUUUAAUACUGACUGAUCCAUUUACUUAAAUACUUAAUCCUUAUAUGAAUAGCAAUGAGAUUUUAAUAGGAACUAAACUCAGGUUACGUUAACAUCAGUUAAAUAAAACUAAAUUGAAGUCAAGAGAUUAUUAGUUUAAUUAUUAAAAAUAAAUCAUAAAGUAUGAAGCAGAGGUAUAAAUACUGUUUCUCUUUUUCCAUUGAUUGGAACAGCUACCAUUUUACACUUGACAUCGGUUAUUUUAUACAAACUAUCACUAUUCUUCUCGAGAGAUGAAACAUAAAUAUUCAAAAAAGAUGAUCUUAUAGGUGUUGUAAAAAAUAAGUUUAACUCUUGUAGUGAGCUGCCAUUAAUCAGAAUAAUUCCAUUGCUUUCGAACGCAUACUUCAUUUGAACUAUUUAGUUUUUGUUAGUUAAAAACCACAUAUUGACAUCUUCGUUUUUCAAACAGUAUUCAUCAGUAUUUUCAUCUUCGAAAAUUGGCUUCUUUAAAUAAGGAUUCGAAGUUUUAUCUUUUUGCAGUUUUUGAUUUACAAAUGAAUCAAUUUCACCGGCUCGUUUCGCUACUUGAGUUAAAGGGUUAUUACCCGUUCGAAUCAAAUUUUUUUAUUUGAUACAAUUUGCUCUCGAACGGAUAUGCAUUGAAAUUUGAUAGAACACCGAAGCGUUUCACGUCGUCUAUUAAAUGACUUAAGUUGUGAAUAUUGCUAGUUAUGAAAUCCUUACCAUAAAUAUCUUCAUAAUUUUCUAUAUAAUGUAUCAGUAACAUUUCAGCUAAAUCUAGUAAAUGAGCAUGUUUGUUAGAAGAACAAAUAGUAACAGCAACAAAUAGUGCCAAAAAGUGCUCAUACACUUUAGACGGUAAAUAAGACUUUAGAA
Wyeomyia smithii (pitcher-plant mosquito) is the source of this 4252-nucleotide messenger RNA. RefSeq lists its product as uncharacterized. The coding region runs from base 2133 to 2972 and encodes 279 amino acids. Lineage: Eukaryota; Metazoa; Arthropoda; Insecta; Diptera; Culicidae. The transcript is spliced from 3 exons. The record is from RefSeq and is a predicted model, not a curated record.